UUUAUUCUUCUGUUUUCCCUUUCCCUUUCCCUUCUCUUUCUUUCACCUUCUUUCGCCAUUUCUUCCUCUCCCAGCUCUCUAACGUUAACCCGAAGGCAACCACCUGGCGGCGCGACACCCUCUUUUCCGGCGAGUAACGUACGACGACGGUGGCGCUGAACCAGAUCUGCGUAUCUGAAGAUACCCUCGGUGUGACGCAACCAACGCCAAACUUCCUGUUUCAAAAUUGCGCACCGUCGCGAUCGUUCUUCAUGCUAGAUUUCGAAUUCAAAGCCAAUUGUCUACCGAAGUUUUCUGCAGCUUAAUUGAGAAAAUCCAUGAUGUGAUUCCGGGAUCCUGUGACAUUCAUUCCUUCUAUCAAAACUCAAUUGGAUCCUUUUCCGCGGUCGAUGACGAGUAUUAGCUGGGGACUUCAUGCGCUAGCAUUAGUUGAUUGAAUUGUGGAUCUAUCGUGUGAUCUUGAAUGGCGUGGUUUAGUGGGAGGGUUUCUUUGAGUAACUUUGCGGAUAUUGCUGGUGCGGUAAAUAAGCUCCAGGAGAGCGUGAAGAAUAUCGAGAAGAAUUUUGACUCUGCUCUUGGGUUUGAAGAGAAGUCGGAAUCCAGUAGUGAUGCUCCUGGAUUCUGGCAAUCAGCUACUGAAGGGAAAGCACUCUUCGAUCCAGUCAGGGCAUUAAUUGGGCAGCCUAAAACUGAUGAAAGUGUUGUAGAUGAUUCCUCAAGUGAAUCACAAUCUUCACCAAGGCCCCUUGAAGUUGCGGAGGCAUCAGAGAAACAGGACUCUUCACAGCUUCAAUCUGAUUUGAAUGAAAAGGAAGACAUUGAAACUGAGCAGUCAGUUUCUUCUUCUUCAAAGGAACCAACUGGUGGAAAAUAUGUUGAAGUGCCCACAGAAAAAGAUGAUGAAAGGCCAGACGUACAAAAGGAAAGCCAAGGAGAAGCAGAGUCUGAAUCACCAGUCAUGCCUAUUGAAGUUCUUGGAUCUUCUGUCCAAAAUUAUGAAGUAUCAGAUUCUUCUGUUGAAGCCAAUCGUGAAUCACCAAGAAUGUCUGUUGAAAGUCCUGAACGGAUUGCUGAAACCUCAGAUUCCGUUCACAAUCUGCAGCAGAAAGAGUUUUCAGAAGUGGAAACUUCCGAACAUCCAGAGAUAGAUAUCAAGUCAGGAGCAACUGAUGUAUAUCAAGAUGAAGGAAGUAAUGAGCUGUUGGUUGAAUCUCAGAGUUCUUUUGAUGUGCAUAGCAGAAGUAUUGAACAAAUAUUGCUAGCAGAUAGGGUAAAUGAACCAAUGGUUGAGGUAGAGAGUACUGAUAAAUUAGAAACAGAAGAAAAGGAGGCCUUAAAAACAAUUCCACAUAUGGAAGCUGAGGCAUUUGAUGAUAAUCAGGGUGAAGGUGGUAGUGAAACUUCUAGCGUACAUUCUGGUAGCACUGAGGUAAAAGAAGGUCCUCGUGAAGUUUCUGCAAGUGAAUUGUCCAAUGCCCCUUUUUUUGAUGAGGCUUCUCAGCGAAUUUCUAGUUCAGAUUCUCAUGAAAGUGAUACAAUGAUCAAGGCAAAUGAAACGGGACAGCACCCCAAAGAUAGUGAGAAAGAAACUAAAGAGGGAGGUUUGAGUUCAGAGGCAAAUAUACCUAUUCAUUUAGAUUCUAUGCAUGAACUAGAGAAGGUGAAGAGUGAGAUGAAAAUGAUGGAAACAGCAUUGCAAGGUGCAGCAAGACAAGCUCAGGCAAAGGCAGACGAAAUUGCGAAAUUGAUGAAUGAAAAUGAGCAUUUGAAUACUGUGAUUGAGGAAUUAAAGAAAAAAUCAAGUGAUACAGAAAUUGAAUCAUUGCGAGAGGAAUACCAUCAGAGAGUCUCAACUCUUGAAAAGAAGGUAUAUGCUCUUACUAAGGAGAGGGAUACACUUAGGAGGGAGCAAAGUAGAAAAAGUGACGUGGCUGCUCUUUUGAAGGAAAAAGAUGAAAUAAUUAAUCAAGUUAUGGCAGAAGGCGAGGAGCUUUCAAAGAAGCAGGCUGCUCAAGAAUCUCAGAUCAGGAAAUUAAGGGCCCAGAUCAGAGAGCUUGAAGAAGAGAAGAAGGGAUUAAUUACCAAGCUUCAGGUGGAAGAAAACAAAGUAGAUAGCAUCAAGAGGGACAAAACUGCUACAGAGAAGUUGCUGCAAGAAACAAUAGAAAAGCACCAAACAGAACUAGCAGCACAGAAAGAGUACUAUACAACUGCCUUAACUGCUGCUAAGGAGGCUGAAGCACUAGCAGAGGCACGUGCAAACAGUGAAGCGAAAACUGAGCUAGAAUGUCGUCUUAGGGAGGCUGAGGAACGUGAAACAAUGCUAGUUCAGACACUUGAAGAAUUGAGACAAACUUUAAGUAGAAAGGAGCAGCAGGCUGUCUUUAGAGAAGAUAUGCUUCGUAGGGACAUCGAGGACCUUCAAAAGCGUUACCAAGCAAGUGAGCGGCGCUGUGAGGAGUUGAUCACUCAAGUCCCCGAGUCUACAAGGCCUCUUUUGAGGCAGAUUGAAGCAAUGCAGGAAACAACUGCUAGAAGGGCAGAAGCGUGGGCUGCUGUUGAAAGAACUCUUAACUCCAGGCUUCAGGAAGCAGAAGCCAAAGCUGCUGCUGCUGAAGAAAGAGAGCGAUCUAUAAAUGAACGCUUGUCCCAAACCUUAUCUAGGAUUAAUGUUCUUGAGGCGCAGGUUUCAUGCCUUAGAGCAGAACAGACUCAAUUAAGCAAAACCCUUGAAAAGGAGAGACAGCGAGCAGCUGAAAUCAGGCAGGAAUAUCUUGCAGCAAAAGAGGAAGCUGACACUCAAGAGGGUCGUGCAAGCCAACUUGAGGAAGAAAUCAGGGAUAUUAGAAGGAAACACAAGGAAGAGUUGCAAGAGUCUCUGAGGCAUAGGGAGCUGCUGCAGCAGGAGAUUGAAAAGGAGAGAAGUGCCAGAUUGGAUUUGGAGAGGAAAGCUCAUCUCCACUCUGCUGCCGUGGCUGAUCAUAGUCCCAUAAAAAGCCAUAAUUCAACUUUUGAAAAUGGUGACUUGGCACGUAAGCUCUCAAGUUCCAGUAGCCUAGGAAGCAUAGAGGAAAGCUAUUUUCUUCAAGCGUCUUUAGGGUCAUCUGAAAGUUUAUCUGAUAGGAAAAUCACUGGGGAAGUAGGCAUGAGUCCAUACUAUAUGAAGAGCAUGACUUCUAGUUCUUUUGAGGCUGCUCUUCGUCAGAAGGAAGGAGAACUUGCAUCUUAUAUCUCCCGAUUGAAAUCAAUAGAAUCUAUCCGUGACUCUCUUGCUGAGGAGCUAGUGAAGUUAACCUCACAGAGUGAGAAGUUAAGGGCAGAGGCCAGUAUGUUACCAGGCAUACGUGCAGAACUUGAAGCGCUAAGAAGAAGGCACUCUGCUGCACUAGAGCUUAUGGGAGAACGUGAUGAGGAGCUGGAGGAACUUCGUGCAGAUAUUGUUGAUUUGAAGGAGAUGUACAGAGAACAAGUAAACUUGCUUGUGAACAAGAUUCAGAUAAUGAGUUCAUCAAUGGGUACAGCCUGAGAAGUAACUUCGUAUAGCACAACAACGCUAUACGAGUCGUUGAAACUCGGCCAUUGGUAUUGAGAUGGGUAGUAUUAAGAUUUUGUGUAUGUACUGAACAGUAUAUACUUGAAACAGAGCUGAUCUUUUUGAAAGUGUUACAUAAUUCCCAACAGCAUUGUAAUUUUACAGUAUACCUUCGUUUUUAGUGUACUUGUUACAGCAUUGAGUUAUGGUUUCACAGCUUGAAUAAGAUUCCCAUUUUGCCCUUACCAAAA
This is a messenger RNA of Benincasa hispida (wax gourd), 3783 nucleotides long. It is a transcript of the gene GC5, whose product is annotated as golgin Putative 5. The record is from RefSeq and is a predicted model, not a curated record. NCBI's taxonomy places the organism in Eukaryota, Viridiplantae, Streptophyta, Magnoliopsida, Cucurbitales, Cucurbitaceae.